Molecule: messenger RNA, 3785 nt
Organism: Epinephelus fuscoguttatus (brown-marbled grouper)
Lineage: Eukaryota; Metazoa; Chordata; Actinopteri; Perciformes; Serranidae
Gene: thap7
Product: THAP domain containing 7
Exons: 8
Coding region: 81-1784 (567 amino acids)
Biological process (GO): regulation of DNA-templated transcription
Cellular component (GO): nucleus
Source: RefSeq, a predicted model, not a curated record
GAAGGACGAGGAAAAGAAGGAAGAAGGUGGACGAAGAGAAGAUCAGCCAUUUUCGUGAGGUCGAAAUCUGCAGUGCAGGGAUGCCAAGACAUUGCUCAGCGGGUGGCUGCAAAUCCCGGGACAACCGUGAGACACGUAAUGCUGGUAUCACUUUUCAUAAAUUACCAAAAGGAGCAACUCGGAGGAACCUUUGGAUCACCAACUCCCACCGUGCAGACUCCUGGGAUCCUCAGACUGAUUUUGUCUACUUCUGCUCCAAACACUUCACCCCAGAGAGCUUUGAACUGACUGGAUGCAGUGGGAUCAGAAGACUAAAGGAAGAUGCAUUUCCUACAGUGUUUGAUUCCUCUUCUUCAGCCAAAUGCAAAAGACAAGGAGCACUGCAGACACAAGAGGACAUACCAGUCAGGAAGAAACCCUGCUCUGCUGACGAGGAGAACGCUCAGCAGGAUACAGACAAGGGCCAAACCUUAGAAGAACCCACAGUUCAGAGGUCAGUGGGUACAGCUGAUGAGACUAAUGAAAACAUACCUGCAUCGUCUCAAGAGCCAUCAGGGGCUGAGCAGCUCUUGCAGCAAGAAUGUCCAUCACCAGCACCACGUCCCCUCUCCCCAUCACGGUACAUGAGGCGCUUGCCCCCUCCUCCAGGCUUCUACCUGUCGAAGGAGCACAGCUACGCACAGCUCUGCCCGCUGCAGUGGAGGAGACGUUACGACCAGGCUAUUGACUGCUUGGAAAAGGCCCUACGACAGUUGCACGCAGCCAGGCGGAGGGAGAACCGCCUGCGGAGCACUGUGCUGAGGCUCCGUGAUAAACGACUGAAGCACACUCUGCUGUUGUCACAAGAUGGUUGUAAAAAUAGAGGGAGCUGGACACCAGGUGGGGAGAAGAGACGAGGCAAAGGAGGUUCUAACCAGGAGGAAAGUGAGACUGAUGCUAAAUCUGAGGACACAGGAAUGUUUGAGGACAGAUGUGUGGAUCAGAUGGAGUUGGGAGAUCGUUUUCUUGCAGACACUAACAGCUGGUCUGAGGAGGAGAAGGGAUACUGCAUUUACUGUGGAAGAGGGCAGGUUGGCGGUCAGGUAGCUUGCAGAGUUACAAAGACUGGGAAAGAUGUCCAGCCCACAUUGCACGAGGACUCUCUGAAGAGUCAGAGAAGUGUUGAAACUAGUAAUUGUGACACAAGUGAAAAUGCCAAAGACAUACAGAUAGUCAGGCUAAAAAGACCACCUGGAAAAAGAGUAGAAACCAGUGACUCAAAUGUAACAAAUUCCCAAUUCUUGCUCCAAACCCAAGGUUUUCAACAUGCAGCUGGAGUGUCUCUGUCUGAUACUCAUGAGCAGAGUUUGCACUUUUUAAGCUCUCAACAGAAGCUGCUGCUCUCUGACAUGUGUGAAGGGGAGACAGAAAGUAUGGGUCAGGAGCAUCACCUGGACCUGCAGCAGCAGCAGCUCUUUUGGAUACAAGACAGUGCCGAGGGACAGGUCAUUCUGGUGCCUGUCCCGGCUGAAGAUGGUUUACAAAGCUUGCUCAAGACGGACGGAGUCGCUGAUGAAGCACAAACCAUACUUGUGUCAGAACUGGAUCUUAAAGCAGACUUAGGGCAUAUGACAGAGAACAGCGAAUGUCUGUCUAGAGUUGAAACGACCUGUGAUGAUGAUCACAGUGAUCAGCAUUCUGUCAUUAACACUACACCAGUGGCAAUGGGAGAAGAUGUGAGGGAGAAACUGAAAGAACAUCUGGAAGGAUUUCACCUCCAGCUGAGCACUGAGUUUAUAAACUGACAGGAGUCACUUUGUUUUCUGAAUGAUUCAGUUGUUCCAGGCUAUUUUGCCAGCAUAUGUGGUGUGUUGUGUGGACCUAAAUGUGUAUUUCACAGGAUGCUUGGCCUCUGGAAUGUAUGACAACACUAAAGAAUCAGCUCUGCAGUCAGAUGCAGUUUCUUCAAAGAAGCUUGAAAAAGGUUCAGUGCUUAGGGGUUUUUUUUGUGUAGAGCCAAACCAACAGGAAAUGUAACUAUGAAUAAGUACUCAGUGUGUAUCAAAGCCUGAUAUAUUUUCUUCCUCUGUGCUAUUCGCCUUAUUCACCUGUGUCACCAUCUUAAACCAAAAUAAGGCCGAGGAGGAUGGAAGUAACAUUGGAACUCGGGGUACCAGCAAUGCAGCCUCACUGCUGAGUUCCCAAAUAUACCUCUUCCAAAAGAAAGAAAUCUUGUAGAGGUCAAUCCUUCCAUCUUUUUCCCAAAGAUCCUGCACUUCGCUGUGAAUGGAUUCACAAAAUAAAAAGAGACCCUGAUCGCCGUUUCAAGAUCCACAUGGACACAAAAGAAUGUUCAUAUCACUUCACAGAAGAGUCUUUCUUGAAGACCUUGAACAGAAAGUGAAAGCUGAAGAAUUGUGCUGUGUCAACUUUGUUUGCCUGGACUGACAGCACUGUGAGGCCUGUAAGAAGGACUAUUGUCAGAGGAACUACAAGUCAUGCAACCACUACCACAAGACAAUGUCCUGCAGGUUGGUGUAAAUUCCAAUGAGUUGAGUGAAGAUACGGCCCUUCCACACCCUGACAAUGAUUAUACUGAACGGCCCCUACCACUGGUCAAGCAACUUGAGGAAGCCCACAACACCAUCAGUGAUCGAGCAUAGCAGCUUCAAGAUGAGCAAGUUCUACUUUCAAGAUUUCAGGGCGAUAAUAAGGACAUCGUGGUUUUCUAAGUCUUUCCAGAUUACAACACACUCAAAGCAGGUGAAAACAUGGCAGAGUGUAGUCACAGCGAUUAAGGCAGGCUGGUGAGGAAAUGCUAAGGCAGGGGUUUAUCAUUCUGAAACUGGUGUCAUUGACCAUUUUUUCCCCUUUUUCUUUGUCAUCUGAGGCAAGGUUUUCCUGAGCAGGAAGGCUUUAGUGUGUCACAGCUGGAAGCAGGGUCUGCGUCACCUGGACACACUUCCUACAUUUCAUGUUAGGAUCACUUAAUAUUUGGCCUUUACAAGAAACUGUAAACGAGUGUAUUCCUCCUUUUUUUUGCAAAGAAAUUACCACCUACAAGAGUUAUAUUAGACUGUUUGGAAAUACAUGUGCAGUGACCUAGCUCAAAAGUUUGCAACUCUGAAAUAUACUCUCACUACAAAGGUACUAUCACCUUAAACCACCCUAAUUGGCAUUUCUCCAUCAUGGGAAAUGACAUUUGUCAGUGACCUGUAUGCAGGGGUGAUAAAAUUAAUAGAUUAAUUAGAUUAAUUCCAUGCUCGAUAUGUUAUGAUCCACUAAAGUUAGGAAUAAUACGAGAUAAGAAUAUCCCAGUUUUUCUUAUCUUUGCCACCAUUGUACCUGUAAGGGAGCUGAGAGGGACUAUUGAGUGAGAUUAAAAUCUUUGUCAUUCCACUACUGUCAUGCAUACGUGCUGGGCAAACAGCCUGCCAUGCGCUGCCUGUGCCCCACCCACAUUUCCCCAGACACACCUAAUGGAGAUUUGUAAUCUACUGAGUGCACUUUUCUAGUUCUAGUAGUUUCCAGUUAAAGUUAGUGCCAAAACAGAAACUGUAUCUAAAUUUUAAAUAUGUGACAUUGUAUAUGUGACACUGUAGUGUAUAUAUAUAUAUAUAUAUAUAUAUAUAUAUAUGCAAACCUUGACAGUUUGCAUAUAUGCAUAUAUGCAUAUUUGCAUAUACAGUUUCCAUUUUCUGGGAAAUCACGGUGCAUUUUUUCUUGAACAUCAGCUACUGCUUUAAGGAAAUAAGAUGUAUCAGAUGCGUCAUCAAAAGUAACCUAUGGGCCAGCUGUGUAUCAGU